UCUUCUUUGUUUAUUUACUACUACUCUUUUUAUGCUUCCUGGAAUGGCUUUGUUAAGAAUAUCCCCCACAUAGUACCAGAACCCACAUAUAUAAAAUCAACAAACGUAAAUAUUCCUUACACAAAGUUGUUCUUUGCCCUUGGCAGAUUUAUUUGUCAAUUCGUUGCAAAUGAUCGCUUUUUGGAGUCUUUUUCUAUUCUUUUCGGUCUCUUUGGCCAAUUCCUUCGAUUUCGCUUGGAAGUCAUGUCCCAAUUUCAAAGACUUUUCUACUAGAAAACACUUUCCCCUUGCCGGUUCCCUAAAGCUUCCUUUCCAGCGUCCUGUACAAGCCUGCCGCACAUUUCAUUCCAAGGAAGUUGAACAAACCAUCGACGAUGUAAAGAGUCGUCUUGCUGAUGAGGAUCUCGCUCGUCUCUUUGAAAAUUGCAUGCCAAACACCCUGGACACCACCAUUCGUUGGCAUGAAGACCAUCCAGAUCACCCACAAACAUUAGUCAUUACCGGUGACAUUCCUGCUGAAUGGAUCCGUGAUUCCGCAAAUCAACUUGCCCCUUACCUUCCACUCGUAAAGUCCGACCGUCCUCUUUCCAGCCUUAUAUUGGGUGCCAUUCAAACACAAGCUGAAAUGCUCAUCCAGUUUCCCUACUGUAAUGCCUUUCAGCCUCCCAAACAAAGUCAUAUCGGUGGAAACGACAAUGGUCAAAGCGACCGCGUCACUCCAGCAUACGAUCCCCAGGUGGUGUUUGAAUGUAAGUACGAACUUGAUUCCCUUGCUGCAUUCCUUAAACUUUCUUAUAAUUAUUGGUUCUAUAGCAAGGACUCUUCUAUCUUCUCACCGAAAUGGGUCUCUACCGUACAGGUAAUUUUCCGGGUGUUGGAAGAACAAUCCACCUCUACCUUUGAUCCAGAUACCGGAUUUCCCAAAAAUCCCGUCUACACAUUCCUUCGUCAAACUGAUUCCGGAACCGAAACUCUUGGUCUUUCUGGCCGCGGUUUUCCUCUCAACAAAAAUUCUUCUCUCAUUCGAACUGCUUUUCGUCCUUCAGAUGAUACAAGCAUCCUUCAAUAUCUUAUACCUGCGAACGCCAUGAUGGUUGUGGAGCUUUCCCAUCUUCACGAGAUGCUGCAAGUUGCUGGCCACGCCGAUUUAGCGAAAAUUGCCAUGUCUUGGGCAAACAAAAUCUCAAACGGAAUCCGCGAACAUGGUAUUGUUGAUCAUCCCAAAUUUGGAAAAGUAUAUGCUUACGAAGUUGAUGGUUACGGAAGUGCUAUUUUCAUGGAUGAUGCCAACAUCCCUUCUUUACUUUCUUUGCCUUAUCUCGGUUAUGUCGAGCGCGACGAUCCCAUUUACUUGAAUACAAGGAAGAUGGUCUUGAGUCCAGAGGGUAAUCCAUAUUACCUAAAAGGUACUGUCAUUGCCGGCAUCGGCGGUCCCCAUAUUGGUUUACGCAACGUCUGGCCUAUGAGCCUUAUUGUCCAAGCUCUCACAUCUGAUGACGAUAAUGAAAUUCUCUCUUUAUUACAAACAAUUAAGCGUUCUACUAAUAACCUUGGUUUAAUGCACGAGUCUGUCGAUGUCACUUCUUUUGCGCGUUAUACAAGAUCCUGGUUUUCUUGGGCAAAUUCUCUAUACUCUGAACUUAUUAUAGAUUUACUAGAGAGAAAGCCUCAUUUACUGGAGAAAAAACACUAAUUAAUGAACAAAACUCGUAUACAUGUUUUUUUUUACCAUGCUUAAUCUAAAGGUAGUUUGCUAUGAAGAUAAUUGAUUUACGUUUAUUUUUUACAAAGACAACAAUAAUGAUCAUACUGAGUUCUUUUCAUUUUAUUUUUUUUGAUACUUUAGUUCCUCAGAUUGAUUGAAAGCGAUGUGUCUGUAGUUAAUGACACAGAACUAUCCUCUUCUCCAUUACAAUUAAAUGGAAGAAAACAAGUGAAUUAGUUAAA
Messenger RNA from Schizosaccharomyces octosporus yFS286, 1947 nucleotides. RefSeq lists its product as uncharacterized. Bases 170 to 1693 code for a protein of 507 amino acids. The transcript is spliced from 2 exons. Gene Ontology annotation, biological process: carbohydrate metabolic process. The record is from RefSeq and is a predicted model, not a curated record. NCBI's taxonomy places the organism in Eukaryota, Fungi, Ascomycota, Schizosaccharomycetes, Schizosaccharomycetales, Schizosaccharomycetaceae.